AUGGACGCGGAGCAGCUGCGGGAGUGCGGCCACCGGAUGGUGGAUUUCGUCGCCGUUACAAAUCCAUCGAGACCUUCCCCGUCCUCAGCCAAGUGCAGGCACCCAGGAUAUCUAAAGGAACUCCUACCGGAUACUGCUCCCAGCAAACCCGAUACAUUGGAGGCCCUUUUUUAUGAUAUACGAGAGAAGAUAGUACCCGGAGUUACACAUUGGCAAAGUCCAAAUUACUUCGCUUAUUAUCCUUCCAAUAGCAGCACUGCUGGCUUCCUUGGGGAGAUGCUUAGUGCAGCCUUUAACAUAGUCGGAUUCAGUUGGAUAACCUCUCCUGCUGCAACUGAGCUAGAGGUUAUUGUCUUGGAUUGGUUUGCCAAAAUGCUUAGGCUCCCAAGUCAGUUCCUGUCUACUGCACUUGGUGGAGGUGUAAUCCAGGGCACUGCCAGUGAAGCAGUUCUUGUUGUCCUUUUGGCUGCACGAGACAGGACUUUAAGGAAGCAUGGGAAGACGUCCCUUGAAAAACUAGUAGUUUAUGCAUCAGAUCAGACACAUUCUGCUCUCCAAAAGGCAUGCCAGAUUGCUGGGAUUUUCCCAGAGAAUGUGAGAUUGGUGAAGGCUGAUUGCGAUAAAAACUAUGCCGUUGCACCUCUAGCCAUUAGUGACGCCAUUGCCACAGACUUGUCAUCUGGUUUAAUACCAUUUUUCAUCUGUGCAACAGUAGGCACCACAUCUUCAUCAGCUGUGGACCCAUUGCCUGAGUUAGGACAAAUAGCAAAGGCCAAUAACAUGUGGCUCCACAUUGAUGCUGCCUAUGCGGGAAGUGCCUGCAUAUGCCCAGAAUAUCGACAUUACCUAAAUGGAGUGGAAGAAGCUGAUUCAUUUAAUAUGAACGCACAUAAGUGGUUCCUCACAAACUUUGAUUGUUCCUUACUAUGGGUGAAGGCUUCCGAAGAAAAUUCUGUCUUUGAUUUCAAAGACUGGCAAAUUCCACUUGGACGGUGUUUUAGAUCACUUAAGUUAUGGAUGGUCUUGAGGCUUUAUGGCGUGGAUAACCUUCAAAGCCACAUCAGAAAGCAUAUAGAGUUAGCCAAACAUUUCGAACAACUUGUGAUCUCUGAUUCAAGAUUCGAGGUAGUGACUCCAAGGACCUUUUCACUUGUUUGUUUACGCCUUGUGCCCCUGGCAUCUGACCAAGAUAAUGGUCGCAAAUUGAACUAUGACCUAAUGGAUGCCGCUAACUCAAGUGGGAAGAUCUUCAUAUCACAUACGAUUCUUUCUGGCAAGUUUGUCUUGCGAUUUGCAGUUGGAGCGCCUCUUACAGAGGAGCAACACAUCAAUGCUGCUUGGAAGAUUCUACAAGAUUUGGCCACCAAACAGCUAUUAGGAAGUCCAUAG
Molecule: messenger RNA, 1389 nt
Organism: Miscanthus lutarioriparius
Lineage: Eukaryota; Viridiplantae; Streptophyta; Magnoliopsida; Poales; Poaceae
Source: the annotation of a GenBank genome assembly